Messenger RNA from Apis laboriosa (Himalayan honeybee), 373 nucleotides. Its product is annotated as bifunctional methylenetetrahydrofolate dehydrogenase/cyclohydrolase, mitochondrial-like. The transcript has a single exon. Gene Ontology annotation, molecular function: methylenetetrahydrofolate dehydrogenase (NAD+) activity; methenyltetrahydrofolate cyclohydrolase activity; methylenetetrahydrofolate dehydrogenase (NADP+) activity. Gene Ontology annotation, biological process: tetrahydrofolate interconversion. Bases 1 to 363 code for a protein of 120 amino acids. The record is from RefSeq and is a predicted model, not a curated record. Gene Ontology annotation, cellular component: mitochondrion. NCBI's taxonomy places the organism in Eukaryota, Metazoa, Arthropoda, Insecta, Hymenoptera, Apidae.
AUGACUACAACUAUAUGUCAUCGUCAUACUCCUCAUACUGAAUUAGAAAAAUUUACAAAAUUGGCAGAUUUAGUUGUUGUUGCAGCUGGUAUACCUGGUUUAAUCACUAAGGAAAUGAUAAAACCAGGAGCAUGUAUAAUUGAUGUAGGAAUUACAAGAAUAAAAAUGGAUAAUAAAUAUAAAAUAGUAGGAGAUGUAGACUUUGAAAAUGUAAAAUCAAUUGCUGGACAUAUAACUCCAGUACCAGGAGGUGUAGGUCCUAUGACUGUAGCAAUGUUAAUGAAAAAUACUAUUUUAGCAGCUAACAAAAAUUACGAAAACUCAAAGCUCUCUGAUCUUAAUAAUAAGAAUAAUAAUAAAUAAAAAUUUUGAU